GCGGUUGAGUUGUAAAGAAGGAGUAUAUUUUGCACUCCAUUUGGCUCAUUGUUUUUGGAGCAACCAUUUUUUUUCUUACCUUUCACGUACAAUCAGUAUUCCCGUGGUGCAUACGACCGAUAAUAAUCGUUUAUCAAGAAUUAGUGAUUAAAUAUUUAACACGUGAAUUGGAUUAUCUUUUUAUCCACACGUAUAUCCAAUGAUCUCAAUAUCUAUAGUUAAAUCUCCCAGUCGGAAAGGGACUCAGGUAUACAUCAACAUGUGGCUAUAUGGUACGCGUUGUUAAAAAAUCGGUUCGGUAUAACAUACAAGUGGUGAAUUGGAGGAAAAAUAAUAUUUACCUUUUAUCGACAGGUAAUUUAAUGAGUUUAGCAGGUGUGUAAAAAUAGUGAUGCUGAUACGGUGGGAAAUCAAUGCACAACGUAAAGGGUUAUCGGUGCACCUCAGUUGCGGAGAAAAGUGAAAAUGAGAAUUGGGGGGGAAUCGUGUGCGGCAAAUUGCAUAUUUUGAGAAAGUGGUGUUCUGCACCUGAAGACACAGGCUUCAAUUCGACAAUUUCCCUUCUGUGGGAACAGGCAAGGCUGUUUUUUUAAGCAUUGAUGAAUUUAUCAGCGUUAUCAGUAGGGUAGAGGUGAAGAGAAUGUGAGAUUAUUGUAAGAGACAACGAGAGCGUAAGAUAUGGAUGAUCAGGAGAUUCAGUCGACAGUGGAGUCUAUCCUUGGUCCUGGGGUAAAGGUUAUUGACUGUGAAAAGAAAUCCUCGAUAUGCGAGGAGGAAGUAUUAUUGAUUAAUGGGGUACCUAUUAAGCUUGAGGGCGAUGACAGUGUUGCUAUAAAAGAGGCGAUACUCACGGGACAAAUACCAUCCUGUGAUCUACUUAAUCAAAUUCUUAUCAGGGCUGGAAUCCUCAGGGCUCCAGUACGUUUGGAAACGUCACUAAGUACAAAAUCCAGUAUUGUAACUAAAGAAGAAGUCACAGUGUCUCGUAAUAAUAAAAUCAUUGACGAGCGCAAUAGAGAGACACACGAGAGCAAUUAUUAUGUAUCAUCGACAAGUGAAAUCUGGGAACCAGUGGGAAUUAUCCAAAAACCCCGGAAUCCCUGUUACAAUUCGGAUCAGUCCCGACCAGAAUCCAGCGCUAGUUCAGACCAAGGUUACACAACCAAUAACAGCACCAAUAAUGUGUUGAGGGGAAGCGAAGAGGAACAAAAAUCCUACUCUAAAUACGGAGAAAGUGUUCCGGACUGUAUGCAGCAGUGUUUAAACCAAUUGAGUAACCUUGGAUUGAAAGUGCCUGAAGUGAAACCUACGUUAGUGAAUUUAUCCCAGACGUCAGGAGGUAAUGUACGAGGCCCAGGCUUUAGCAGCAGUGCCAAUAUUUGUAGUAGUACAACAAGUAUGGUUAACGGAGCCAACUUAGAGAGUCAGGACAUUCGAGAUAAUGUUGGCGAUAGAGAACACGCGCUCGUAUAUCGCGAUGGAAACCUUGUUUCUGGGUCACUGGAGGCUUUGGUGCAACACAUGGUACCUACCGAAGAGUAUUAUCCUGAUAGAGCAUAUCUUUUUGCUUUUCUACUGAGCUCACGUCUAUUUAUUAAGCCCCAUGAAUUACUCAGCGAGGUAUGCGCUUUGUGUGAACAUCAACAAAAACUAGGGGGAGAGGGGGGAAAGGAACGCCUUCAACGAUUUGUGCCACGACUAGUUCAGCUACUCGCUGAAUGGACUGAAACAUUUCCAUAUGAUUUUCGAGAUGAGAGAGUGAUGGCUCAUGUGAAAUCUAUCACGCAGAAAGUUGCCAGUGUAGAUGCUACGGCUCGCCAAGAGGUAUCUGCAUUGUUACAAAAUCUAUUAUUACGCCUAACAGCAUUGGAGAGGUAUGAAGAGGGUCUCGCUAGGCUGGCUACCGAGUCUGGCGCCCAGCAACUGAGUCAGGUGGAUGUAACUGAAUUAUGCCCUUCAGCAACGAUCCUGGCACAGCAAUUGACACAUGUUGAGCUCGAGAGACUCUCCUAUAUCGGACCCGAGGAAUUUGUUCAAGCAUUUGCGAAGGAGUCGCCUCAUUUAGAAACAUCGUUCAAAGAAAUGAAGAAAACUCGGAAUCUCGAGUCAUACGUACAAUGGUUCAAUCGACUGAGUUAUUUUGUUGCCACAGAAAUAUGCAAACAUGCCAAGAAAAAACAACGGGUUCGUGUAGUAGAAUAUUGGAUCGAAACAGCACGAGAGUGUUUCAACAUCGGAAAUUUUAAUUCACUUAUGGCGAUAAUCGCCGGCCUGAAUAUGUCAUCGAUUUCACGAUUAAAGAAAACCUGGUCAAAAGUUCAAUCAGCCAAGUUUGCUAUUCUCGAACACCAAAUGGAUCCCAGUAGUAAUUUCAGCAGCUAUCGUAGUACAUUAAAGGCAGCCAUGUGGCGGAGUGUGGGAGCCACAGACGAGAGACAACGAAUUGUGGUUCCUUUCUUCAGUCUUCUCGUGAAGGACCUUUAUUUUCUCAACGAAGGGUGCAGCAAUAAACUUCCAAAUGGCCACAUCAACUUUGAAAAAUUCUGGCAGCUAGCCAAGCAGGUGACGGAAUUCAUUGCCUGGAAACAAGUGACAUGUCCAUUUGAAAAGAAUUCUCGGGUCAUAGCAUUUCUCCAAGCGAGUCCUGUUUUAACAGAAAAUGCUCUCUCGUUGGCAUCGUUCGAGUGCGAACCACCGGAUAGUAACCCGGAGAAGGAACGUUUUAAGAGUCUGAAAUCUGAGCUGAAUGCCCAGUGAGAAUCAACUGCCGAGGACUGUUUAUCAUAGAAGAGAUACUAAUUCGUCAGAGUCUCUAUAAACACAGACGAAUUGACCCACAAUUAAAAUUUUAAUUAGCAUAAAGCAAGGAUGAACCCAGUGGAAUUAGUGGAGUGACGUGAAACCCUAUGGAAACAAUGGAACUAAAUACUAAAAGACUCUAGAACAUAAUUAAUGAUAAAUCUCAUAACGCGCACCACUUAAUGAAUGGAGAAUGGUUCAAUUAAUUUUAGAGUAGCACAUAGAAUUAUCCUUAUUUUUAUGUGAGACAGAAACAGUACAUGCACAAAAGAAUCAAUAAUGUCAUUAAAUUUCAACAAAUUUUUCCAUAAUUUACAAGUUUUAUUAAGAACCAUCUACAUUUCUUUUUUGUAUAUAACAUUUUUAUAUUAUAUUCUAAGUGAUUUCAUCUAGUGUAGUAAAUUAAUUGAUUAAUUAAUAUUCAAUGUUUGAUAGACGAAAAUUAAAAGUAGAUGAUAGAUGAGUGUCGUCAGAAAUCCAGUCGUUUUUUUUUCAUUCUAAAAAAUCAAUCACAAUUGACUAACAGAAAAUCCUGGAUCCUAGAGGUCCUUUAACAUUUUUAUCCUGAACUGGUGGGAUAGGAUCAAUGCUGUGUUGAUAUAGUAGAGCGUAAUUGGGACCUUGAAUAUGACAUUUCUGUUAAUUAUGCAAUCAUCUGAGGAACCUGUCGUUGCAAGAAGGAAUGACGAAAGCUUUCUACAGUUGAAGACAUUUCUUACAAGAAUGGUCUUAUCACAUUCCAUUCUAAAAUUACUCAGUCUAUAAAUACUUCGAAUUACUACGUUUUACCACUUCAAUGCAGCAUUCAGAAUGUUCUCACAUAUUUUUUUCGCAAUGUUUUUCAGAAUGAAGACAUUCAAGAGGAUUAUAAAGAUACGUUUUUUGAUAGCAUUUAUCAAGAUGACGUCUAAAAUAUUCCUAUAGCUCUUCAUUUUUGAGGAAUUUGCGAAUUUCACUGUGUACAAUCCAUUCCUUUUGUUUGCAUGUGUUCAGAGAAUAUUAUUCUGUGAUUAAGAACCAAGCAAUUUUCGAAUUUAAUGUUGAAGUAUUUUUUACGUCUUUUCAUUGAAUCGAACGAUAUUUUAAUGUAUUUAUACUCAAAAGAAAAGACUUGCAACUUUUGUCUUGAAUAAUUUAAUUGAUGAUAAUAAUUUCUUCAGUAAAUAAAGAAAAAUACCUUUAA
Diachasma alloeum is the source of this 3982-nucleotide messenger RNA. RefSeq names its product ras-GEF domain-containing family member 1B. The record is from RefSeq and is a predicted model, not a curated record. Gene Ontology annotation, molecular function: guanyl-nucleotide exchange factor activity. Gene Ontology annotation, biological process: positive regulation of GTPase activity; Ras protein signal transduction. Bases 679 to 2757 code for a protein of 692 amino acids. Gene Ontology annotation, cellular component: plasma membrane. The transcript is spliced from 13 exons. Lineage: Eukaryota; Metazoa; Arthropoda; Insecta; Hymenoptera; Braconidae.